Messenger RNA from Daucus carota subsp. sativus, 1340 nucleotides. RefSeq names its product RNA-binding protein involved in heterochromatin assembly dri1. Lineage: Eukaryota; Viridiplantae; Streptophyta; Magnoliopsida; Apiales; Apiaceae. The record is from RefSeq and is a predicted model, not a curated record. Bases 147 to 1145 code for a protein of 332 amino acids. Gene Ontology annotation, molecular function: mRNA binding. The transcript has 7 exons. Gene Ontology annotation, cellular component: cytoplasm.
GUUUAUUAAAAUUGUGAAACCGGGUCGGGUAGAAACCAACCCUGUUUAGAAGCAGGAAGCAUGUGUAGACGAUACACACAAACGAAGUGAUCGAUGAGACGGAACAUAUAACAGCAAUUCAUAAAAAUCGAAAGCAAACUUGUUAAAUGACGAAAGGAGGCGAAGGAAGAGAAGGAGAUUGGGAGUGCAGUGGAUGUGCAAACAGGAACUAUGCUUUCAGAUCUUAUUGUAAUAGAUGUAAACAACCUCGUAUUCUUGUCGACCAUAAAACCCCUCCUGAUUCUAAGUGGCUUCCUCGUAUUGGUGAUUGGAUCUGUUCUGGUUGCACUAACAACAAUUAUGCCUCAAGAGAAAAGUGCAAGAAGUGUGGACAACCGAAGGAAGUAGCAGCUGUGCCAGCGGUUGCAAUUUCUGCAGCUUCUCUUCCAACUCAUCCGCAUUAUUUUGCCAGGGUACCAGGACUGCACCAACUGCACCAACAAAAGAUAAAUAUGGGAUACUUUGGAAAUGGAGCGCCUCAGCACUCACUACCAUUAACCUCUGGGUGGCCCCUAAAUGGCGGUAAUAAUUAUGGAGUUCAGGCGGCUGUUCAAUCCAUUUCUCCAUGGCCUUUAGGUGGGAUCCCUAAUAAUGGUAUUGCAUAUCCAAACCAAGCAAAUCAAUUAAUGGUUCAGAAAGGUUGGCGGAAUGGUGACUGGAUCUGCAAAUGUGGAUUCCACAAUUAUUCUUCCCGUCUCCAGUGUAAGAAAUGCGAUGCUUCUGUGCCACCAGCUAUUGGAACAAAACGUUUAGCAUCAGAAGAAAUUGUUCAGGAUUCAGAGAACAAAAGACUGAAUGCAGGACAUACCUUUGGACUUCCACAAGCAUACCCAUCAUUUGAACAAAAUGGCAGUUCUAAUAUCCAUCAAAUAACUGGUGCAUAUCCACCUUAUCCAGGCGGAAGCUCAUCAGUGAAUGUACAAUUGCCACAGUUAGUGACGCCACCUGCACUCCUUGGGAAAGGAGCUAGACAAUGGCGUGAAGGGGAUUGGAUGUGCACAAAUUGCAACAAUCAUAACUAUGCAUCUCGUGCAGAGUGUAAUAGGUGCAAGACACAGAGGGAAUUGCCUCCACAGCCAGUUAAUGUUGAUGUUAGUGUUGCAUAGUGUUACUGCGACACAUUUAAAAUGCCCCCAAGUCUUUCAUAGUACUUAACAAAAUUGCCCUCAGAGAACUAGCAUCUAUAUUAGUUUCUUUCGUUGGAUGAAUGUAAUGCAUCUGCAGCAUAAUGGUUUUGAGUUUGAAGUAAAAUUGGAUGAUGACAGUUCUUUGAUUAAGGGAUUGUCAAAUUUAUAGUUUCA